AUGCCUAAUGUUCCAUCGAGUCACGACAACUCGCAGCCAUUGCCUGAAGAGGCAGUGGCUGCCGAUCCGUUCAGUAUGGAUGACGAGGUAACGACGGAACAAGCUCCUGAAUCACCUGUGGUCGUGCCUGUGGUACCCGUCAUUCCACCCACUAACGACAGCAUUAUACCACUGCUGGAGACACAAAACGAAUCUAUUUCCACGACGGAGGCCGCAGAAGAUUCUGAUAUGACGACGAUGUCCAGCCCACACGUACCUGUUGUCCAAACUGCACUCGAAGGACGAGUGCUGAAGGAGAAGGAAGAGGCUCAUGCCACUACCAGAGAUUCUGUCACCGAUCUUCAAAGUGAGUCGACAGCUGAGACAUCUGAAAUGCCUUUCGUAACAGAAAAGAUCGAAGACGAUGAAUCUAGCACGGAAGCCGCUUCAAGAGGUGAACCAGCGGAGACAACUUCUAUCAGAAGUGAAGUGCCAUUUGAUUUCACGACCGCAGAAGAUCAUCUCUCGUCGUCCGAAUUACCAGUAACAGCAGAAUCCACUGAUUUGACUCCAACAGUCUCCAAAGUCUUUACGGAAACGCCUGAACGUCCGACUACCACAUCCAGUUCGGCUGCGGCUACUACAACUGCAGAUGAAGAUGAUGUUCCAUUCGAUCAAGACAAACUCUCUGGACUAUUCGAACAAGACGGUUCAUUCAUUCCAGACCAUCUGAUCAACCAGCCGUCUUCCGAGCCUGUCUUCCCACGAGUGGAACUGCCAGAAGAAAGCGCAGAGAUCAUCAAUGACAAGAGGAAACCCACCACUGCCGGAACAUUCAUGGUUGACUCCAAGCCCACUACAGUAACCGCUGAAAUUGACGAAACAACACCAACCACCAUUCCCACGACUUUGACUUCCGAACGACCUCGGCCAUCUAUAGUCAUUCAGCCGAUUGUUUCAAAAACGACAAUCAACGAAUUCCACGUUUUGGGACAUCGACCCGAGUUGAACAGUGAAGAAGCUCGCCGCAUUACAGCUCUCGUUCAUGAAAACACUAAGGCGGUACCCACACCGACAGAAACUGCCACUGAAACUGAACAAACUUCCGCUGUUACGGAACCCACACCUGAACCAGCGACUCCGCCUGCAGUGGAGUCCACACACGAACACAUCCCCAAGACCGCAUUAACCAUGCGAAUCACUUCUAUUGAAUUUAUGGAUGAAUUUGAAGACAAGACGAGUGGAAAGUAUAAGAAACUCAGUGAUCAGAUUGUUCCACAGAUCAGUGUGGUCCUGAGCACACUCCUUGGAGAUAACUUUGUUGGUUACGAGAUCGCAUCGCUAGCCAAGGGUUCAGUCGUCGUCAACGGAGUUAUUUUAACACGAGAAGAUAUCCAGGAUGCCGAAGACUUGGCCACUAAGUCGUUACAAAGCGACAUCGAGUCGACAGCGAUUUAUGAGCGAGUUUCUACGUUGCAAAAGAAAUCUCAAAGUGAACACCUCAUUGAUUCGGCGGAACGGAAAUUUUAG
Cooperia oncophora is the source of this 1509-nucleotide messenger RNA. NCBI's taxonomy places the organism in Eukaryota, Metazoa, Nematoda, Chromadorea, Rhabditida, Trichostrongylidae. The record is from the annotation of a GenBank genome assembly.